AUGGUUACAACUAUCGCACUCCUCGGUGCAACUGGGAAGACGGGGCGUGAGGUGCUACGACGAUUCCUUGAGAAGCCAGAUGUGGAUAUACGACUUUAUGUACGCUCACACUCCAAACUUGUGGGCCUCUUCCCGAAUUUGGCCUGUGAUCCUCGCAUUUCCAUCUUUCCCGGACCCAUAGAAGAUGUCGACAACAUGAUAAAAUGCCUCGACGGCGCAACCAACAUCAUCUUUGCACUUGGAGAAAACAACGAUUUCACCGGUUCUGUGAGAAUAAUUGAAUCUGGUGCGAAGACUGUCAUUGUGGCCCUUGCAGCGCUGCGCAAGCGCUGUCCAGAUUGGUCACGCCCUCGACUCCUGAUGUUGUCAUCGGCGACGUGGAAUGAUACCCUAAACAAGACACGACCACCCUUGAUACAUUGGGCAAUCAAGAACGCAUUCUACCACGGAUACGUCGAUUUGCGUGCUGGAACCGCCAUUGUACUAGGGGCCCCUUCACUGGUCAAUGUCCUUCUUGUCCAGCCUAACGGCCUCGUCGAAGGACAGCCCAGUGGUCACGAAAUCAACACUGAGCGAGCCACUUUUAGUGUGACUUACGGUGAUUUGGGUGCCGCAUUCGUGGACUUAGCUUGUAUGAAAGAGUAUGACACACUGUCGGCAGUUGGAGUGUCGAGCAAAGACGGUGACAAUGCCCUGAAAUAUGGUCCUACUCUGGGAUACACGAUCCUGAGGGGAUUGUGCGCCACCUAUAUCCCUGGUUACUGGCCUCUCCAUCAAUUUGUCGUUUCAUUAGUGUCAACGUUAACUUUGAAAAUAAAAGGAGAAUGA
Rhinocladiella mackenziei CBS 650.93 is the source of this 828-nucleotide messenger RNA. RefSeq lists its product as uncharacterized. The transcript has a single exon. The record is from RefSeq and is a predicted model, not a curated record. Bases 1 to 828 code for a protein of 275 amino acids. Lineage: Eukaryota; Fungi; Ascomycota; Eurotiomycetes; Chaetothyriales; Herpotrichiellaceae.